AUGUUCACAGGAACUAUUUCAGUAAUAUAUGGUCCAAUGUUUUCUGGUAAAACAAGUGAAUUGAUGAGAUUAGUUAAAAGAUUUACAAUAUCUGAAAGAAAAUGUGCAGUUCUUAAUUAUGCUAAUGAUAACAGAUACUCAGAUGAUCAGUGCAUUUCUAGUCAUGACAAAUAAUAUUUGAAAGCCAUAAAAGUGACCAAAUUAUUUGAUGCUUUUGAGAAAUGCAAAGACUACGAUGUUGUAGCCAUUGAUGAAGGACAAUUCUUUUGCGAUAUUGUUGAGUUUAGUGAAGCAAUGGCGAAUUUGGGGAAAAUAGUAAUCGUUGCUGCUCUUGAUGGUACCUUUGAUAGAAAGCCUUUUCGGAACAUCUUGAGUUUGAUUCCAUUGGCGGAACGCAUCACUAAGUUAACAGCUGUUUGUUGGUUUUGUAAGAAGGAGAAUGCUUCAUUUACCAAAAGAACAGUUUAAUCUUAAGAAAUUGAAUUAAUCGGAGGAGAGGACUGCUAUAAGCCUGCUUGUAGGGCAUGUUUUAAUUUGACAGAGGAUAAAUUUGAAAAGCAUACUCUUUCUUAAAUCCCAGUUUAUUCAAACGAUGAAAGACUAUUUGGUUAACAAAAUUUGAUUUGCUGA
Messenger RNA from Paramecium tetraurelia, 630 nucleotides. RefSeq lists its product as uncharacterized. The record is from RefSeq and is a predicted model, not a curated record. The transcript has 5 exons. NCBI's taxonomy places the organism in Eukaryota, Ciliophora, Oligohymenophorea, Peniculida, Parameciidae. Gene Ontology annotation, biological process: thymidine metabolic process. Gene Ontology annotation, molecular function: thymidine kinase activity; ATP binding.